CCCUCUUCCGUUGCGUCAGAUCCAGCAUGGCGGCGCCCCGUGCCGUGGUCGGAGUGGAGGGAGACGGCAGUGAUUCCGGUCCUAAUCUGUCACAUUUAUCCAUCACAGACGAGAAGAGACCACAGUUCGGGACGCGUUUCCUCACCGACCCGCGGCAGGUUUUCCAGCACAACGCAUGGGACAAUGUUGAGUGGACAGAGGAACAAGAAGCAGCUGCUAAGAAGAAAGUCUCAGAAAACAGUCAGCCUUUACCUCCAGAGAAACAAGAGGAAUUCGACGGCCGAGCCAAUGAGUAUUGGAAUGACUUUUACACGAUCCAUGAGAAUCGUUUCUUUAAAGAUCGUCACUGGCUCUUCACGGAGUUCCCCGAGUUAGCGCCGCAGGGAAGCCUCAGCCAUGAAUCUCAUCCUGAAGCCUUGACCACAGAUGGUGGUCAGCAGAACAAUUUGGGUCAAGAAAAGAGGGAAGGAGUUGCUGAUGAGGACUUUCCAGGCUCUUCUGCCACGUAUCGCAUUCUGGAGGUUGGCUGCGGUGUGGGGAACACAGUUUUUCCAAUACUGAAGACCAACAAUGAUCCAGGACUCUUUGUUUACUGCUGUGACUUCUCCAGCACUGCUGUGGAGUUAGUAAAGAAUAAUCCCGAGUACGACCCUGAGCGCUGCUUUGCCUUUGUUCACGACCUGAGUGAUGUGGAAGCCAAUUACCCCGUCCCCGAUGGAACCCUUGAUGUUAUAGUGCUGAUCUUUGUGCUCUCAGCAUUGCAUCCCGACAAGAUGCAGGCGUCCAUCAGUAGAUUGGCACGGCUCCUUAAGCCUGGGGGAGUGAUGCUGCUCAGGGACUAUGGACGCUUUGAUAUGGCACAACUCCGCUUCAAGAAAGGAAGGUGCCUGUCAGAAAAUUUUUACGUCCGAGGUGAUGGAACAAGAGUAUAUUUCUUUACCCAAGAUGAGCUUCAUGAGCUGUUCACUGAGGCCGGACUUGAUAAAGUGCAGAAUCUUGUGGACAGAAGGCUGCAGGUGAACAGAGGCAAACAGCUCACAAUGUACAGGGUGUGGAUCCAGUGCAAGUACAGCAAGGCUCCAGUUCAGGCACCUGAGAUGCAGGACUGAGACCAAGACUGAAACCAGGAGCUGAAGGUGCUGGUCUUGUUUGUGGAGACAUAUGGAAUUGAGAAACUCUGUUGUGAUUGUGAUAAAAGGAUAGCUUUUAUUAUAUUUAAGACCUGUGGUUUUAAGGCCAGUGUUCCUGUUGGUGCUGCACUUCCAGCUGCAACAGCAAUGAUUUCAUUUUCUACGAAUGCGUACAGUAUUCGGAGGAAGGGCUGGUUACCCUGAAGUAAAUUCUGAUAUGAAAUGAGUGGGUGUUUUGAUAUUAAUUGCAUCAUGGUCUGAAAAAUACAAUUUGUCUUUUUUAUAUUCAAAAUAAAUAAAAACCUGAACUUUA
Molecule: messenger RNA, 1443 nt
Organism: Solea solea (common sole)
Lineage: Eukaryota; Metazoa; Chordata; Actinopteri; Pleuronectiformes; Soleidae
Gene: mettl2a
Product: methyltransferase 2A, methylcytidine
Exons: 9
Coding region: 27-1109 (360 amino acids)
Molecular function (GO): tRNA (cytidine-N3)-methyltransferase activity
Source: RefSeq, a predicted model, not a curated record